UCCCGGCUGUUUUUUAUCCCAGCUCUACUGCACCAUGGGCAGCCUCAAGACCGGCCACUGGCCCCUGAUCCUGGUUCACAUGCUUCUGCCGCAGCUUCAGUGCGGAAAGGUGCAGGGAAUUGAUCUUGUGUCCCAGAAACUACGACGGCUCAACGAACAGUUCCAGCAGUUCCAGGCGCUGACCCAGGCCCGUUUGGACAUGUUGGCCCUGAACCAGAACAGGAACUCCUCACCGGGGCUGGAGAGCCGCGUUCAAGAUCUGAAUGACCAUUACCACCACAUGUCACAGGACCUUGAGCACCUAAAGCAGAGCACAACGCAGGAGAUAGAGGGUCUCAGGGAGUGGAGUAGGAAGCUUGAGAAAAAGAGUAAGCGGAUGGAGGGUCGUCUGGCUUUGAUGGAGAGGAACCUGAGGGAGAACCGCCGUCAGAGAGAGAAGCUUGAUCUUGGUCAGGACUUCUCCAACCUUACCCUGGAGCUCCAGAGCCAGGAGGAAAGGCUGGCUGCCCUUCAAGCCCAGCGUGAUGAGCUGUUAAUGGGGCUGAAGGGGUUGCAGGAAUCCCUGAAAAACCAGGUGCUGCGUGUAACCCGACUCGAGGGACAGCUCGGUGAGGUCCUGCAGUGGAAUGGAGCAGGGAACAUCAGGAGUUCUGUGAGGGUGGGAGAACCUCUCAGCUCCAACAUCACACCACAAGAGUACUAUGAAACACGCAGGAGAGCCCAGACCCACAGAGGAGGGAGGCCUGGAAGGAUUCUGGGUGGACAUACACAACCCAGACCAGAAGGAAGCAGUCAAGCCAAGACUGAUCAACCAAGACUGGAUCAAUACCACGCAACAAACCGGCCGAAACAUUCAAAGGCCCAGAGGUCAAGACCUCGGCCGGACUCUCCUCCACAGAUACAAGACCAAUAUCCAAACCCUAAACCCCAGUCCACAGAUUACCUGCCCCAGCCUGAUGCGUACCGCUCUCAGUCACAGAUCCAGAUGCGGGCCCAGACGUGGCCUCACCCGAUCCAGCAGGAACAGCUCCAGUCUCACCAGUCUGUGUCUUCUCGUCAUGCCCAGAUCCAGCCCCAGGACCAACAACCACUCAAGCCUCAGUUACAACCUCAGAGACACCCCCAGUUAGACAACCCCAAUUAUUCCUCUUGGCCCCAGCCCCCGUCCCAGGCUCAAACUCAUCCUGGACCCACCAAAGACAGGCAGAGCAGGACCAGACUAGGGGCUCCUGAGCCCCAGGCCUCAGAUGUUCUCCCUCAUCCCCAGUCUGAGUCUUAUCAGCCCAGGGCUAGCAGGUUGAAAAGCCAAGAUGAGGACGUAAGCGACACCAAGGUAGAGACUUCAGUGAUCCAUAACUUCCUCCAGCUUCCUGUGAGGCACAAGAUCCCAGCAAGGCCAGUUCCUAAAAAGGAUGCAACCAUCUGUAACGUGGACUCCAUGCUGUUUUUCCCCUCUGCAUCAGCGGAGAACUAUGUCACCUUUGCUCUGACUCUCCCUGACCUUCCUGAACUUUCUGUGUGUCUGUGGCUCCGUGUGGAGGCCUCACAUGUUGGCACACUGCUCUCCUAUGCCACAGAUGACAAUGACAACCAGUUAGUUUUGUAUGGGCGUAACUCCUCUGCCUCAUCUACGUCCUUCUCUGCUUCUUCUUCAUCUUCCCACCCCUCCUACUCCUCUUCUCCAUUCGCACCGGAUUCCUACCGUUCUGCUUUUUCGCCCUCUCUGGACUUUGUCAUUGGAGACCCUGUAUAUCGCCGUCUCCCCACAUCAUUACUUCUGGACUCUCGCUGGCACCACCUCUGCGUCCUCUGGUCCUCCAUCCAGGGUCGUUUCUGGCACUACAGUGACCGUCGUCUCACCUCAUCAGGCUCCAACUUCAGGAAGGGCUGGGAGAUUCCAGGAGGUGGAUCUGUGGUGCUGGGGCAGGAGCAGGACUCUGUUGGUGGAGGGUUUGACGCCUCAGAGGGUUUUGCAGGGCAGGUAGCAGGGUUCAGGGUAUGGAACCGGGUGCUGAGCCCACCGGAGGUUGAAGGGGUGGCAGAUGGGAGAGGUGUGCCCAGAGGGGUGGUGCUCGACAUGGAGGAUAUAAAGGAGGUUCAUGGGGAGGUGCAGCAGGUGGCAUGUGAAUGUUUGGAGCACUGUGUCUGAUAAAGUUUUGGAGGAGGAUUCAAAUGAAGAGGCAAAAUAAAAAUAACUUUUAUUUUAGAUUUUAUUCUAUUUUUUAUAUUUGAGUCCUCGGAUGAGCAUGCACCACAAGUGCACUCUCAUUGGACUUAAAGACAGAGCAAAAACAUCUUUACUCACCUGGACAAAAAACUCCAGCAUGCUAUAAGCUUGUAUUCAUAACACCAGCAAUUCACAAUAAAGAAUUAUUAACAGGGCAGUGUCUUGCUCAGGGAUACUUUAUGGGGUAAAAACUGGGAUUGGAGCAACUGGGCAACGCUUAAGUUCACAUUGAUUUAUGUGCAAUAAUAAGCUUAAUUUAAUUCACAGGCCAACUGAUAAACAUUACAACGGAUCCUAGAAUGAUACCUAUUAGUAAGAUAAAAUUGUGCUUGUAACUGUGAUGUGUAAGUCCAUUACUUUCAUGUGAAAACGAUGCUGCACUUUGUUUCUUGCCUGUUCUUGAAUUUGAACUUUUGAUAGUCACUGUAUGACUACAGACAGAGAUACAGCGCCUGUUUGUUGUCUUUUGGAUUGUUAGUAAAAGCUCAUGUUUAUAUGAAUAAACUUAA
This is a messenger RNA of Seriola dumerili (greater amberjack), 2736 nucleotides long. It is a transcript of the gene ptx4, whose product is annotated as pentraxin 4. The transcript is spliced from 4 exons. The record is from RefSeq and is a predicted model, not a curated record. Lineage: Eukaryota; Metazoa; Chordata; Actinopteri; Carangiformes; Carangidae. The coding region runs from base 35 to 2149 and encodes 704 amino acids.